AUGAAAGCGGAUCAAAGGCAUGCAACUUCAAAGUUGAUUAGUGGUUACAUUGUUGACAAUCUUCGAGACCCAAGGUUUGAAGUUACACCAGCUUUUGUCAUGGCAGAAAUGCAAAAAUUGCAUGGACUAGACAUUGGGUAUUACAAGGCGUGGCGUGCUAUUCAACGUGCUUCACCUUUAAUAAGAGGAACUCCUGAAGAGAAUUACGAAUUAUUGUCUUCAUACUUGUAUAUGAUGAAAAGUAAAAACCUGGGAACAUAUACUAACAUAAAGAUAGACAACAACAUCAGGUUUCUUUAUAUGUUUUAUGCACAUGGAUCAUCAAUAACUGGUUGGAAUCAUUGUAGACCAGUGAUUGCUGUUGAUGCAACUUUUUUGAAGUUAAAAAUCUUGUGUGAGCUUCGCAAUGCAAUUGGGAGUCGUGAGAAUUUAAUUUUUUUAUCAGACAGGCAUCAAUCUAUUGCAUAUGGCAUUGCAAAGUUAUAUCCUGAAAGCCACCAUGGGAUUUGUAUCUAUCAUUUGGAGCAGAACCUAAAGCGAAGGAAAGUGAAAAGUGAGGUCAUAAAAGUUUUCCAAAGUUUUGCAAGAGUAUACAUGCACAAAGAAUUUGUUCUAUACAUGUCAGAUAUAGCAAAAGUAGAUAAGAAGACUUAUGACUACUUGAUGGAAGAACCACCGGAAAGGUGGGCACGUUCUUGUAGUCCACGACGAAGAUAUGACAUGCUCACAACAAACAUAGUUGAGUCAACGAAUUUUGUGCUAUUAGAAGCAAGGGAGUUGCCUAUAUUAAGAAUGAUGGAUUUCAUCCAAGUAAAGCUACAACGUUGGUUUUAUGAAAGAAGAAAUGAAGCAGAAGAAACUUUCUAUGACGUUUCUUAUUGGGUAGAAGAAAAAUUGAAGAAAAAGACAGAUUUAGCAUUUACUUUGAAUGUCUUCCCUGUUGAUUCAUGGCAUUCUAGAGUUGAGGAAGAAGGAAUUACUUUCUUGGUGGACUUAAACAAAAGGACAUGUGAUUGUUUUCAGUUUCAAUUUGAUGAAUUACCAUGCAUACAUGCAAUUGCAUCUAUCGAGAAGAGAAACAUCAAGAAAUCCAACUUUUGCUCGCACUGGUACUUAAAGGAAUCUUGGUUGAAAACAUAUGAAAGACAAAUACAUCCUAUAGAACAUAGUGAUUCUUGGGUUGUACCAGAGAGUGUUAAGUCACAAAUUAUUAAACCUCCAGAUUUCAAAGUGCCACCAGGUAGAAGGCAGAAGAAAAGGCAUAUUCCAGCUACCGAGUCAUCCAAAAUAACAUUCAAAUGUGGUCGUCGCAGAAGAAUUGGCCAUAAAAGAACAGCUUGUAUAUAUUCUCCGGCGGUCCAUCCAUUUUCAAGGAAGCAUAGAGAAUAG
Nicotiana attenuata is the source of this 1389-nucleotide messenger RNA. RefSeq lists its product as uncharacterized. Gene Ontology annotation, molecular function: zinc ion binding. Lineage: Eukaryota; Viridiplantae; Streptophyta; Magnoliopsida; Solanales; Solanaceae. The transcript is spliced from 4 exons. The coding region runs from base 1 to 1389 and encodes 462 amino acids. The record is from RefSeq and is a predicted model, not a curated record.